CUAAACGAAGUAGUGUAGUUAUAAUGUAAAUUAUUACGAAUAAAUAAUGAAAUGUAAAUAAAUAAAUGUCGGAUAUUAUUUUGUUAUUGUUUUAAAUGUAAAUAAAUGCGUUUUAAGUGUUGUGGAAGACAGUAUAUGCAGCUGGAUUGCAUGGAGAGAAACAGCUUAAUUGUCAAAUUUUUUAUUUCAGAAUAACCAAUAUUUUGAUGAGUCCUAGUGAGUCAUCUACUUACACACCAUUAGCCCUAUAAUGCCUUUCAUGAUAUCGCCUUCAUCCGCGUCCUCGACUUCUGUCGCCCCAACAUCAUAUUUGUCGCCGCGCGACAAAGCCAUCGCACCACCAUCACAUGCCAACUCCCUUAGCCAGAAGACACGACAUUAUGGAGAUCUUUGCAGCCUUGAGUCCAGUUUACACGAUGAUUCUUCAAUGCGUCUUGGAUACUUUACCCAUUCUUUACUGUCUAGUCAUCAACAAUCAUCGCCUUUGACGCCUACAACAAAUUCUCAAUCAAAUAGUACACCCUCAUCAUCCCCACAUACAAGUACUACUUCUGUGGGAAGUUCUUCACUUGGCUCAUCACUGUGUGAAGAUCUUUCUUCAUUAUUACUUCUUGCACCUGGUAGUCCAAAUGGAAAAUUUGAUGAUAAUUCUGAAGAUGAUGAAUUCAGAUGUAGACGUCAUGGAGAAAAGUUGCGAUGCUACUGCGAAACUUGCUCUAGAAGAGUUUGCCAAGAAUGUUCAUUAUGGGAACACAGAGAUCAUAUUUGCCGACCGGUUUCAUCUUCUGUCGUGUCUGAACGCGCUCGUUCACAUUUAAUAGAAUCAAUAGAUGUGGGUAGAUUAGGGACAAAAAUGAUCAAAGGAAGAAUUGAUGAUGCUGUAGCCGUUGCUAAAAGUACUGAAAGACAAGCUGCAGAAACAUGUACUAGAAUACGGAGAUUCUUCAAGCAACUAAUCCAAUCUACUGAAGAAAGAGAGCGUGAAUUACUAGAACGCGUAGAGCGGUUGAAAAAACGCCGCAUGGAUGACUUGGCUGCUCAAAUGGAAUGGUUACGAGGUGCUUUGGCUGGUGUGGCAAUGGCUGUUGAUGACAUGACGAAGGCUGUUGAACAGAACCAACAACGUGAUGUACUUGAUAUCAUGCUGGUGCAUAGUAGAGCUCGGGAAGCUAUCGAUGAACAUAUGGCAACGUAUCAUAAAAUUGAACCCAAAGAAGAAUCACUUGUAUUUGUUACCCCUAACUUUGAAGUGCUGCAGGAUAUCAGACAUUUAG
Messenger RNA from Ctenocephalides felis (cat flea), 1274 nucleotides. RefSeq names its product protein wech-like. NCBI's taxonomy places the organism in Eukaryota, Metazoa, Arthropoda, Insecta, Siphonaptera, Pulicidae. The annotation marks the transcript as partial. The record is from RefSeq and is a predicted model, not a curated record. The transcript is spliced from 6 exons. Gene Ontology annotation, molecular function: zinc ion binding.